GGUGACCAUCAUCUUCUGAUCACAAGAAUCAUGCAAGUAUUUCAAGGCGGUGUGUUGGCUGCACUCCUCUGGCCCUGUCUGCUGUCCGUGGCAGUCCCUCUGGAGUGUAAGGAUGAGCGAGGGAGCAGCGUCCGCUGCCCCUUGCUCUCCCCCACCCUCUCCCAGGAGAAGCUGCUGGACCGGGUCAUUCAACACGCCGAGCUCAUCCACCGUGUCGCCGACGAGUCCUGCUCUCUGUUUGAGGAAUUGUUUGUCCCUUUCCCUUUGCGCUCUCAGAGGACCCUGGCAGGACACACAUGCAUCACCAAAGCUUUUUCCAUCCCAAGUUCCAAGAGUGAGAUCCAGCAGGUCUCGGAUGGAUGGCUCCUCCACUCGGUCCUCAUGCUGGUCCAGUCCUGGAUCCAACCCUUGGUCUAUCUACAGACCACACUGGAUCGCUAUGACGACGCUCCCAAUACACUGCUUAACAAGACCAAAUGGGUGUCGGAGAAACUCCUGAGUCUGGAGCAAGGAAUAGUGGUCCUCAUUAAGAAGAUGCUGGAUGAGAGCAGUCUAAGCACCUCGACUUACCAGCAGAGUCUGGUCCAGUACGACGUUCAGCCGGAGAUGCUGGAGUCGGUCAUCAGGGACUACUCUCUGCUCAGCUGCUUCAAGAAGGACGCUCACAAGAUGGAAACUUUCCUCAAACUUCUUAAGUGUCGCCAGACUGACAAAUAUAGCUGUUUCCUGUACUAGAGAACUACUUUUGAGUCAGUGUAGCAUUUCUUGCGCAGUAUGUAAGGUGCUUUCUCUUAAGCUGAGAAUGUUUUUUUUGUUGCUUCAUCCUACUGAUUUUAGAUGUAUUCCACCCCACCAAGGGCUCCUUGCUCUUUUUUGUCAAAUAGUAUAUUAUCAACACGUUUGUUGACACUUUUGUGUAACCCUAAGUAGGUCUAACAAAUUGGCAUGUUUUGAGAAGCUACAAAAUAAAUCUUCAUAUUGUAUUGACCAGG
This is a messenger RNA of Hypomesus transpacificus, 992 nucleotides long. RefSeq names its product somatolactin alpha (gene smtla). The transcript has 5 exons. NCBI's taxonomy places the organism in Eukaryota, Metazoa, Chordata, Actinopteri, Osmeriformes, Osmeridae. Gene Ontology annotation, cellular component: extracellular region. The coding region runs from base 31 to 735 and encodes 234 amino acids. The record is from RefSeq and is a predicted model, not a curated record. Gene Ontology annotation, molecular function: growth hormone activity; growth hormone receptor binding. Gene Ontology annotation, biological process: positive regulation of receptor signaling pathway via JAK-STAT; positive regulation of growth; response to nutrient levels.